This is a messenger RNA of Echinops telfairi (small Madagascar hedgehog), 2088 nucleotides long. It is a transcript of the gene PLK1, whose product is annotated as polo like kinase 1. Gene Ontology annotation, cellular component: nucleus; spindle pole; centrosome. The transcript is spliced from 10 exons. Gene Ontology annotation, molecular function: ATP binding; protein serine/threonine kinase activity; protein binding. The record is from RefSeq and is a predicted model, not a curated record. NCBI's taxonomy places the organism in Eukaryota, Metazoa, Chordata, Mammalia, Afrosoricida, Tenrecidae. Bases 1 to 1815 code for a protein of 604 amino acids. Gene Ontology annotation, biological process: regulation of cytokinesis; mitotic cell cycle; protein phosphorylation.
AUGAGUGCGGCGGUGACCGCAGGGAAGCUGGCGCGGGUCCCGGCCGACACGGGGAAGCCCGGGGUCCCCGGAGCUGCGGCUCCGGGCCCGACGGCUGCGGUGCCGCCGGCCAAGGAGAUCCCGGAGGUCCUGGUGGACCCGCGCAGCCGGCGGCGCUAUCUGCGGGGUCGCUUCCUGGGCAAGGGAGGCUUUGCCAAGUGCUUCGAGAUCUCGGAUGUGGACACCAAGGAGGUGUUCGCCGGGAAGAUCGUGCCGAAGUCGCUGCUGCUCAAGCCGCACCAGAAGGAGAAGAUGUCCAUGGAGAUUUCCAUUCACCGCAGUCUCGCCCACCUACACGUCGUCGGCUUCCACGGCUUUUUCGAGGACAACGACUUCGUGUUCGUGGUCCUGGAACUCUGCCGCCGGAGGUCCCUGCUGGAGCUGCACAAGCGGAGGAAAGCGCUGACGGAGCCCGAGGCCCGCUACUACCUGCGGCAGAUCGUCCUUGGCUGCCAGUAUCUGCACCGCAAUCGAGUCAUUCACCGGGACCUCAAGCUGGGCAACCUCUUUCUGAACGAAGAUCUGGAGGUGAAAAUAGGGGAUUUUGGACUGGCCACCAAAGUUGAGUAUGACGGGGAGCGGAAGAAGACACUGUGUGGGACUCCCAACUACAUCGCUCCUGAGGUGCUGAGCAAGAAAGGGCACAGUUUCGAGGUGGACGUGUGGUCCAUUGGGUGCAUCAUGUAUACUUUGUUAGUGGGCAAACCGCCGUUUGAGACGUCCUGCCUAAAAGAGACCUACCUCCGGAUCAAGAAGAAUGAAUACAGCAUUCCUAAGCACAUCAACCCCACGGCGGCCUCCCUCAUCCAGAAAAUGCUUCAGACCGAUCCCUGCGCUCGCCCGACCAUUAGUGAGCUGCUGAACGACGAGUUCUUUACUUCGGGUUAUAUCCCUGCCCGGCUGCCCAUCACCUGCCUCACCAUUCCACCCCGGUUCUCCAUCGCUCCCAGCAGCCUGGACUCCAGCCACCGGAAACCUCUCACAGUCCUCAAUAAAGGCAUGGAGAACCCUGUGCCCGAACGUCCCCGGGAAAAAGAGGAGCCAGUGGCUCAGGAGAUGGGUGAGGCAGUUGACUGCCACCUCAGUGACAUGCUACAGCAGCUACAUAGCGUCAAUGCCACUAAGCCCUCGGAACGGGGGCUAGUGAGGCAAGAGGAGGCUGAGGAUCCCGCCUGCAUUCCCAUCUUCUGGAUCAGCAAGUGGGUGGACUAUUCAGACAAAUAUGGCCUCGGAUAUCAGCUGUGUGACAACAGUGUGGGGGUGCUCUUCAAUGACUCGACCCGCCUCAUCCUCUACAAUGACGGGGAGAGCUUGCAGUACAUUGAGCGGGACGGCACAGAGUCCUACCUCACCGUCAAUUCCCACCCCAACUCCUUGACGAAGAAGAUCACACUCCUUAAGUAUUUCCGGAAUUACAUGAGCGAACACUUGUUGAAGGCUGGUGCCAACAUCACGCCACGGGAAGGGGAUGAGCUGGCCCGGCUACCCUACCUGCGGACCUGGUUCCGUACCCGCAGCGCCAUCAUCCUGCAUCUCAGCAAUGGCUGUGUGCAGAUCAACUUUUUCCAGGACCAUACUAAACUCAUCCUGUGCCCGCUGAUGGCGGCGGUGACCUACAUCAACGAGAAGCGGGACUUCCGCACGUACCGCCUGAGCCUCCUGGAGGAGCACGGUUGCUCCAAGGAGCUGGCCAGCCGCCUGCGCUACGCCCGCACCAUGGUGGACAAGCUGCUGAGCUCCCGCUCGGCCACCAACCGCCUCAAGGCCUCCUCAUAGGACUCCCUCCCUUCGGACUGGUGCCCCUCUCCCCUCCCACCAGCACCCCGGGCCUACACUGGUUCACACGCCUCCCAGCCCCGGGGGCCAAGGAAAGCGGGACACCAUCCUUGCAGGUGGGGGCGGUUUUGUAAAUUAUUUUUUCACGUGUCCAGGUGUGGGUCCCAUAGCCACUUCCCUUGCGCCUCCCCUAUGAAUUGUACAGAUGAUUUCUAUUGAAUUUUGGACUGCCCUAUCCUUUGCUUUAUAUACAUUAAAUCUAUGUGAAUCUUC